Molecule: messenger RNA, 678 nt
Organism: Aspergillus mulundensis
Lineage: Eukaryota; Fungi; Ascomycota; Eurotiomycetes; Eurotiales; Aspergillaceae
Exons: 2
Coding region: 1-678 (225 amino acids)
Source: RefSeq, a predicted model, not a curated record
AUGGACCAAACAGCCCUCUUCUCAAUGCCGGACGAAGAUCCGAUCAUCAAUGCCCCAUACGAACCAUCCGGGCCCGCCCUGUCUUCCGCUCUCAUGCAGCAGUUCAUGUCCUUCCUAGCUUCGCGCCAUGUGGCCUCGAACCCCGUUCCUUACCCUGAAGUUCCCGACCGUGGCUGUGCUCCCCAGUGUGGAGGUACCAACACGACCGGUAUAACGAAUACGCUCUCCCCCCAUGUCAUAUAUACGCGAGGUGCCCACGAGCCAAUGGGAGCCGUGUUGCACAGUGGCCAACAGUUUGUCGAGCCUUGCGCCACCGAUUCCUCCUGGGGUGUUCCCGCAUCUGAUUGUGCACCCCUCGAUAUACCCCUGCAGGAGACGGCGGCUAUGCUUCCAAGUAAGCACGAGGAACAACCUUCUCGGGACAGCAUACAAAAGCUCCCACGCCAGAGUCCAAGCCCUAGUCCCAUCUACACCCGGCGCGUCUUCCGCUGCAAAUGGCAAGGCUGCGACGGCUCGCACUACUUCAAGCGCGAGGGCGACCUCGUGCGCCACCUGCGAACAAUCCAUAUCUCCCCCGGCUCAUAUCCAUGCCACGCGGAAGGCUGUACAAAGGUCUUUGGUCGUAGAGACCAUCUUUGCCAGCACACUAAACGUCGGCAUGCAUCUGCCAAGCCCUAG